Messenger RNA from Ziziphus jujuba (common jujube), 1552 nucleotides. RefSeq lists its product as uncharacterized. Bases 314 to 1006 code for a protein of 230 amino acids. The transcript has 2 exons. The record is from RefSeq and is a predicted model, not a curated record. Gene Ontology annotation, molecular function: S-adenosylmethionine-dependent methyltransferase activity. NCBI's taxonomy places the organism in Eukaryota, Viridiplantae, Streptophyta, Magnoliopsida, Rosales, Rhamnaceae.
UGAAACGAUGUAAGUCUUGCAGGAAUCAACCUUCGGAUUUCGGAGGGAAAGCAAAGCAGAGAGGGAGAGAGAAGAGGAUACGAAAGUUUCUUGGUAAAAGAAACAUUCAGAGCCAUACGUGUGGGCAGCACCAUUAAACGUGCAUUUAGAGACUCGGAGGCAGAACCAGAGCACCGUCUGGAGCAAAAACAAACCAAAGCUCCAUUAUCAGCAACCAAACAAGCUCAAUUUGCAUUUUCGCAAUCCUAUCUGCAAAAAUGGAGGAAAGCGUCCUACUUUUCCACUGAAAAAUUUCCACUCUUUUAAUCAGAAAAUGGACAGGCACAUACGGGAAUUCCUAAACAGGCUCUCGUAUGCCACCAUAACCAUCGCCACAUUGAUUCUUAUCGUACUCUUCCUCCAAACCCCUGAAACCUGCGUCCCGCACGGUUCCCCAGCCAAACCCCACCUCAGAUUCCCCAGAUCCUCCUGCGACUCCUCUCCUCGUGAGCUUCUCACCAUCGAGAAGAAGAACAAGCGCUUGUGGUCCACCAAGUCCUGGCGUAACAAAGUCGAAUCCUACAUCACCUUUUUCAAGGAGUUUCAGGAUCUGGGUCUCCUCCAUAACCACUCGAAAGUGCUCUGCGUUUCCGUCGGUGCCGGACACGAGGUCAUGGGUCUUUCCCAGAUGGGAGUCGGCGAUGUUACCGGCACCGAAAUGGUCGAUUCGCCGCCGCUGGUGAGUAGGGCCGAUCCUCAUAACUUGCCGUUUUUCGAUCAUGUGUUUGAUUUGGCGUUUACUGCCCACUUCGCCGAGGCGUUGUUUCCUUCCCGAUUUGUUUCGGAGAUGGAGAGGACGGUUCGGCCUGGUGGGGUUUGUGUGCUUAUUGUGGAGGAAUGUGGGGAUGAAGAAGUUAGGGAAAUUGCGGGUUUGUUUGGGAGGUCGCGCUUUGUCAGUGCGAUGAAUGUUACAUUGACUGGAUUGAGAAUGACAAGGAUUAUUAUGAAAACCAAAAUUUCAACUUGAUAUUUGGUGAUUUAUUCUUUUAUUGUGUUUUUACGUUUGUGAAUUUGAAAUUUGGAUGAUGUAAAUUCUUUGAGUUGCUCAUAAGGAUUAACAAUGAAAAUGAUUAAGCUGGCAUUAUAUGGAAUCGAAUUUGAAUUAGCAGACCAGUGAAUUGGUUGGAAAGUGAGUGCCAGAACAUUAAAUUGCUGAUUAAUGGGAGCUGAGUGGUGCAUUGAUUUUUCUCCAUGGCCGCUCAGAAUGUGAUUAGUCCUUAUUUGUUCCAAAGCUCCAGUCAUGGCAAUUAUAACCUUUCUCACAAGCACAUUGCUAGCUCUUCAAUUCUCUUUAUUGGGUUUUCAGAUAUGGGAUGCUAUAGUUUGACAGAAAAUAUUACUUCAGUUCCAAUACAAUAUUACCAAAGGAACCACCUCUCACAAUACAAUCAGCCAGAUUUUUGUAGGAAAAUUUCUCCAUCCAUCCCAAAAUAUUUGAACAUUGUGUAUUAUAUCAAUAUAGAACAAGUUUUUUGUUUUAAGCUAUAUCAAUAAAUGGAACAAGUUUGUUGAA